AUGGACGCGGAAGUGGAGGUGACUGUAAUGAGGGCCGUGGACGAAGGGACGGCGCCCAAGCCACCCCCUCUGAGCAAGAACGACAGGGAGCGCGUCAACAACGCGCUGAAGCACUUUGCCACACGCGGCUGGGCAGCGGACCAGGCGUUGGCAAUCUACAUCCCCUCGCGCUUCUUCCCCACGGCGGCAUCCAAGUUCCGCCGCUUCGUGCUGCGCUGCUGCCGCCCCGAACUCGCCUCUGCCCUCUCGCACAUGGGCGCGGGGAGGGACGCGGACGAGUUUCUGUUUCCGCUCUUUGCAGAGUUCUGCUUCGGAGAGUUCCCGGAGGAGAUAAGGAGUUAUAGGGAUUUGUUCUGCUUCGGGGAGUUCCCGGAGGAGAUUCGGAGUUACCGGGAUUUGGUGUUUGACCGGGUGAACGCCGACGGAGUGUAUUGCAAUCUGGUGACGGGGCAGGAGAGGAAGGAGAUGCCCUUCGCUCACCACACCGCCUGCACCAUCGAAAUGGCCAACCUCUCCACGCCUGUGGACGUGGCAGUCAUUGAUGAGAUCCAGAUGAUAAGUGAUGACUACAGAGGGUGGGCAUGGACCAGGGCCCUCCUGGGAGUGCAAGCAGCGGAGGUGCAUGUGUGUGGCGACCCCUCCGUGCUGCCGCUGCUGCGAGCCAUCUGUGACGCCACUGGGGACGCCUUCGAGUGCCACCAUUACCACCGCUUUGCACCGCUCACAGUGGACCAGACGAGCUUGCAGGGUGAUCUGGGGCGGGUAUCACCUGGUGACUGCAUUGUGGCGUUCUCGCGGCGAGAGAUAUUCGAAAUCAAGGGGGCACUGCCGCCAGAGACUCCUGAGGGUGCACUCACUCCCGUGUUUGUUCCUUCCUACUUACUCCCUCCCUCGCAGCGAGCGGUGGAGAUGACAACGAAGCACCGGUGCUGUGUGGUGUACGGGGCACUGCCGCCAGAGACCAGGCGGCAGCAGGCGAGGCUGUUCAACGAGGAGGAGAGUGACUUCCGUGUUCUCGUAGCUUCAGACGCCAUCGGCAUGGGACUCAACCUGUCCAUUAGGAGAGUCAUAUUCAGUACGCUGCACAAGUUCAAUGGGGAGGAGAAGAUCCGCAUCCCUUCACCCAUGGUAAGCACGGGCGUUUACAGUGCUCAUGUUAUCAGAUGCCACCGGCAUGUUAGCAGGCGGCAGCAGGCGAGGCUGUUCUGUUCAACGAGGAGGAGAGUGACUUCCGUGUGCUCGUGGCGUCUCAUGCCAUCGGUGUGGGACUCAACCUGUCGAUUUGGAGGGUUGUCUUCUCAACCUUGCUCAAGUAUAAUCGGGAACAGAAGAGAAGAGUUUAAUGGGGGACAGAAGAUUGUCAUCCCUUCACCCAUGGUAAGCACAGGGGUGUUCACCACAUGCACAGAGGCACCGUUUCUCUCCCAUCAGUUUCGCUCCCAUCAGUUUCGCUCCCAUCAGUUUCGCUCCCAUCAGUUUCGCUCCCAUCAGUUUCGCUCCCAUCAGUUUCGCUCCCAUCAGUUUCGCUCCCAUCAGUUUCUCUCCCAUCAGUUUCGCUCCCAUCAGUUUCGCUCCCAUCAGUUUCGCUCCCAUCAGUUUCGCUCCCAUCAGUUUCGCUCCCAUCAGUUUCGCUCCUAUCAGUUUCGCUCCCAUCAGUUUCGCUCCCAUCAGUUUCGCUCCCAUCAGUUUCGCUCCCAUCAGUUUCGCUCCCAUCAGUUUCGCUCCCAUCAGUUUCGCUCCCAUCAGUUUCGCUCCCAUCAGUUUCGCUCCCAUCAGUUUCGCUCCCAUCAGUUUCUCUCCCAUCAGUUUCGCUCCCAUCAGUUUCGCUCCCAUCAGUUUCGCUCCCAUCAGUUUCGCUCCCAUCAGUUUCGCUCCCAUCAGUUUCGCUCCCAUCAGUUUCUCUCCCAUCAGUUUCUCUCCCAUCAGUUUCGCUCCCAUCAGUUUCGCUCCCAUCAGUUUCGCUCCCAUCAGUUUCGCUCCCAUCAGUUUCUCUCCCAUCAGUUUCGCUCCCAUCAGUUUCGCUCCCAUCAGUUUCGCUCCCAUCAGUUUCGCUCCCAUCAGUUUCGCUCCCAUCAGUUUCGCUCCCAUCAGUUUCGCUCCCAUCAGUUUCGCUCCCAUCAGUUUCGCUCCCAUCAGUUUUGCUCCCAUCAGUUUCGCUCCCAUCAGUUUCGCUCCCAUCAGUUUCGCUCCCAUCAGUUUCGCUCCCAUCAGUUUCGCUCCCAUCAGUUUCGCUCCCAUCAGUUUCGCUCCCAUCAGUUUCGCUCCCAUCAGUUUCGCUCCCAUCAGUUUCGCUCCCAUCAGUUUCGCUCCCAUCAGUUUCUCUCCCAUCAGUUUCGCUCCCAUCAGUUUCGCUCCCAUCAGUUUCGCUCCCAUCAGUUUCGCUCCCAUCAGUUUCGCUCCCAUCAGUUUCGCUCCCAUCAGUUUCGCUCCCAUCAGUUUCGCUCCCAUCAGUUUCUCUCCCAUCAGUUUCUCUCCCAUCAGUUUCGCUCCCAUCAGUUUCGCUCCCAUCAGUUUCGCUCCCAUCAGUUUCGCUCCCAUCAGUUUCUCUCCCAUCAGUUUCGCUCCCAUCAGUUUCGCUCCCAUCAGUUUCGCUCCCAUCAGUUUCGCUCCCAUCAGUUUCGCUCCCAUCAGUUUCGCUCCCAUCAGUUUCGCUCCCAUCAGUUUCUCUCCCAUCAGUUUCUCUCCCAUCAGUUUCGCUCCCAUCAGUUUCGCUCCCAUCAGUUUCGCUCCCAUCAGUUUCGCUCCCAUCAGUUUCUCUCCCAUCAGUUUCUCUCCCCUCAGUCUCUCUCCCCUCACUUUCUCUCCCCUCACUUUCUCUCCCCUCAGUUUUCCCCCCCUCCGAGGGGCAGCCGGUACGAGGAGGGAGUGGUGACGUGCCUGGACCCCACCGACAUGCCGCUGCUCAUCGCUGCUCUGCAAGACCCCGUUGAGCCCACCACGGCUGCAGGCCUCUUCCCCCUCUUCGAACAGGUGGAGGUGUUCGCUAGUCAGCUGCCUGACGUGUCCUUUGCCAGGCUGCUAGACAGAUUCGUGGAAACAUCCAAGCUAGACGGCACCUACUUUCUCUGCCGCACCGACAACAUCCGGCGUGUGGCAACGAUGCUGGACAAGAUCAAGGGCCUGACCCUUCGCGAUCGCUUUGCCUUCUGCUCGGCCCCGGCCAAUGCCAGAGACCCCACCGUCAUGGCCGCCCUCUUGCGAUUCGCCCGCGAGUAUGCCGAGGGGAAUCCGCCGGCGGGCGAAUGGGUGCGCGGCACGUGGCGCAAAACGGCUGCUUCUGAUCUUAUGGCUCUGGAGACAAAGCAUCAGGUGGCAUCACUCUACCUCUGGCUCUCCUAUCAGUUCCCCAAAGGCGCCUUCCCGGACGCUUCCCUUGCGACAGACAAGGCUCAGAACGCGGCCAAGCAGCUCUCCACGGCUCUCCUCGAGGCUCGGACGCCGAACCUGUCCAGCAGCUUCGGCAAGCCAGGUUCGGUAAGGGACAGGUACGGACCCGGGUUGACGGACCUCCAGCAGCAGCAGCUUUGUGCUCGGCUGAAGAAGAGUGCAGGGAGGAGGAAAUUGGGCGCUGGGGCAUCUCAAAGGUAG
Molecule: messenger RNA, 3588 nt
Organism: Closterium sp. Yama58-4
Lineage: Eukaryota; Viridiplantae; Streptophyta; Zygnematophyceae; Desmidiales; Closteriaceae
Source: the annotation of a GenBank genome assembly